Molecule: messenger RNA, 9591 nt
Organism: Ictalurus punctatus (channel catfish)
Lineage: Eukaryota; Metazoa; Chordata; Actinopteri; Siluriformes; Ictaluridae
Gene: myo15aa
Product: myosin XVAa
Exons: 66
Coding region: 16-7368 (2450 amino acids)
Cellular component (GO): myosin complex; cytoskeleton
Molecular function (GO): ATP binding; cytoskeletal motor activity; protein binding
Source: RefSeq, a predicted model, not a curated record
CUCAUAAAAUGGUCCAUGUACAGGGAUGAAGAACUGGUGGAUUUUGUCAUCCCCGUGUAUCCUGGGCAAGAUGCUGGUGUUUCUGAGCCUGAGUGGUCACCAGACAGGGAAGGUGAACCUCAAGGGCACUGGUAUGAUAAGAUGUACUCUAUCCGAAGUCUGCCCACAAUGUUGUACCGAGAGCGAGCUGAAGAGGACGGGAUUGAGGACAUGACACAACUCGAGGAACUUCAUGAAGCUGCUGUUUUACUCAACCUUAAAAAAAGGUUUGACCGAGAACUGAUUUACACAUACAUUGGAAGUAUUCUAGUAGCUGUAAAUCCUUACAAGAUGUACAAUAUUUAUGGGACAGACCUGGUGCUUCAACACAAAGGACAUGCCCUUGGUGAAAAUCCUCCGCAUUUAUUUGCUAUAGCAAAUGCGGCUUAUGCAAAAAUGAUGGAUGCCAAACAGAACCAAUGCAUCAUUAUCAGUGGUGAGAGUGGCUCUGGCAAGACUGAGGCCACAAAGUUGGUCCUGCGCUAUUUGGCUGCUAUACAACACAAGCGCAACAUUACACAGCAGAUUGAGAUUCUCGAAGCUGCUCCACUCCUAGAGUCAUUUGGAAAUGCCAAAACCGUCAGGAAUGAUAACUCAAGUCGAUUUGGGAAAUACAUAGAGAUAUUUUUGGAGGAGGGUGUGAUUAGUGGUGCCAUAACCUCACAGUAUCUACUUGAAAAGUCAAGGAUUGUGUUUCAGGCCAAAGAUGAAAGAAACUACCACAUUUUUUACGAGAUGCUUGCAGGCCUUCCUUCACAGCAAAAACAGUCAUUGUACCUCCAAGAGGCAGAGACCUACUAUUACCUCAAUCAGGGUGGGAACUGUGAGAUCACUGGUAAAAGUGAUGGGGAGGACUUCCGCAGGCUUCUCAGUGCCAUGGAAAUCCUUCAUUUCAACCCUGAAGAUCAAAAUGGCAUCUUCAGGAUCCUGUCAUCUAUUCUCCAUCUGGGAAAUGUCUUUUUUGAGAGAUAUGAGACAGACUCUCGGGAAAUGGUGUCAGUGGUGAGUGCUCAGGAGAUUAGAGUGGUGGGAGAACUCUUACAGAUUUCCCCUGAGGCCCUGCAGAAAUCUAUGACUUACAAAGUGAUGGAGACAAUGAGGGAGAAGAUCUAUACCCCUCUAUCAGUGGAGAGUGCAGUUGAUGCCAGAGAUGCAGUUGCCAAGAUCCUGUACUCCCUCCUUUUCAACUGGUUAACAGACAGAAUCAAUACUUUGGUUUACCCAAUGAACGAGACACUGUCCAUCUCCAUUCUUGAUAUCUACGGCUUUGAGGACCUCAUCUUCAACAGCUUUGAACAGCUUUGCAUAAACUAUGCAAAUGAGUACCUACAGUUCUUUUUCAACAGGGUCAUUUUCAGGGAAGAGCAAGAGGAAUACAGCAGAGAGGAAAUUCCCUGGGAAGAAGUGUAUUAUAAUGACAAUCAGGCCUGCAUUGACCUCAUUUCAGCGAAACCCCAUGGGGUGCUUCGGAUCUUGGAUGACCAGAGUGGUUUUCCACAGGCUACAGACCACACCUUCCUUCAGAAAUGUCACUAUCAUCAUGGCCACAAUCCUCUGUAUUUCAAGCCAAAAAUGCCUCUCCCUGAAUUUGCCAUUAAACACUUUGCUGGAAAAGUCACCUAUCAGGUCCAUAAAUUUUUGGACAAAAAUUAUGAUCAGGUUCGCCAGGAGGUGCUCAAUCUUUUCGUGCAAAGCAAAAAUAAGAUGGUUGCACAUCUGUUCACAAGCUAUUCAGAAACUGUGAAUCAACAGAAGAAGACCAGCACGGUUACACGCAAAUAUCAGCCAUCCACAGUUGCUGCCAAGUUCCAGCUAUCUCUUAUGGAGCUUGUGGAAAAGAUGGAGAGAUGCAACCCAUUCUUUGUGCGCUGCAUAAAGCCAAACCAUAACAAGGAGCCUGGAGUGUUUGACAUGGACCUGGUCAGCACUCAACUUCGUUACUCUGGGAUAUUGGACACCAUCCGCAUUAGGGGACAGGGCUAUCCAAUCAGAAUACUCUUUGAUGUCUUCCUUUUUAGAUACAAAUCCUUGCUGGGCCUAAAGCAGGCUCCUCCUGCCACUGGGGAAAACUGUGUUAUCAUGCUAAGGAAGCUUUGUCCUUUAAGACCAGGAGCUUUUGAAGUGGGCAUCACCAAGCUGUUCUUAAAAGAAGACACCUAUUACAUGCUGGAGAGUAAGAGAGACAGAGUGAGGCAUGUUGCUGCUUUGACCCUGCAACGCUACACUCGAAUGUUCUUUGUACGGAAACGCUAUGUAGCCUUUCGCAUGAAAAUCAUUCGAUUGCAGGCGCACUGCCGAGGUUACCUCAUACGGUACAGAUUCUCACUGCUGAAACACUAUGUGAAAAUGCGAGUGAAUCUGGCCAGAUUCCGCUCAGUGGUCCACAUGUAUGUAAAUCAAAAGAGAUACAUUAAGAUGAUAUUAGAAGCCAAGAGGAGGGCAGAAGAGGAGCGAAUCCGAAUAGAAAUGGAGUUGGCAAAACGGGAAGUCGUCAACGUCACACACUUGGCCAUUCCAGCAGAACUUGGGGGGUUAUUACAAGCAGUUGCAGGAGGUAGAGAGCUUCAUUCUGAUUGCUUAGCUCUUGUACAGGCACCAACAGUUCAGGCGGAAUCCCAGCUCACACUGCCCCUCGACAUCAACAACUACCCCAUUUCUAAAUUCAUCCAGCUUCAUUUCAGAGAACCAAUGUUUGGAAUGUUGACUGCACCUUUGAAAAUGCCCUUGACACAUUUAGAUGAUGAUCUCACACAGGAAGCUCUAGAUAUCUUCAUCAUGAUUUUGAGAUUUAUGGGUGACCCACAUUUGAAUGGUGCCCAGGAGAAUUUACUCGGAAACUACAUCAUUCAGAAAGGGCUUUCCAAUCCUGGCUUACGAGAUGAAAUUCUGUGUCAAAUUGCCAAUCAAGUGUGGAGGAACAGCAACCCAGAUAAUGCAGAAAGAGGCUGGCUGCUGCUUCUCGGCUGCCUCAGUGCAUUUGCACCUUCCGACAAAAUAGAGAAAUACCUUCUAAAGUUUGUGUCAGACAAUGCCUAUAAUAGCUAUAAGGCAGUUUGCCAACAUAAGCUGAUCCAGGCCAUGCAGAAGUCCCUUUAUGGACCAGAGACAGCAAGGACUUACCCAUUGUCCCUGCUGGAAUGGACUGCCAACAGAAAGAAAGCCAAUAUGGUCCUACAGGUGCACUGUUUUGAUGGAACCUCCUUUCUGUGUCCUGUAAACUCAUGGACCAGUGGAGAGGAUCUGGCUGGGGACAUCCUUCAGUACAGGGGUGUUACAGAGUCCUGGAAGGGUUGUUCUGUCAUCAUGAAGGAGCAUGGGCAAUGGGCUGAGCUUGCAGGGCACGAUUAUGUAAUGGACCUGAUUGCAGACCUGGAGCUAAUGCGAGAUUUCCCAAAGCAGAAGUCCUAUUUCAUCAUCUCUGCUGAGAGUCCCACCAGAACCAGACCCAAUGCCAGCCUUGCUCUGUUUAGAAGUGGUUUUGAUUCAGAUGAUGAAAGUCCACUCCUUAACCCACCAGUGGCCAUCAGCAGUCUACCAGAUUCUGAUGGAUACUACAGUCAUGAAUCCGAUUUUAGUGAGGCUCCACCUCAGAGAGGUAUGGACCGAUAUCUGGACAGCUUAUUUGACCCAGUGCUGUCUGAUGGUAGUGGGGAUCUGGAGAAGCCAGCCAGCAUGUCCAGUCGGAUGAAGGGAGCUGGAGGGAUUGGGGGUGAGGAUGGAGAAGAGGAAGAAAAGACACGGGCCAACAGGCCUUAUCCCCCAGGACUGCAGCCCGGUGCGGUUCCCGUUCUGCCUGUUAUGGGGACUAUGAUGCCACCUAUACCUAUGCCAGCUAUGCACUCUGUGCCUUCAACUCUUACCCCAACAUCUACAGCCUCCGUUCCCUCUGUUUCUCCAUCAAUGCCAUCAGUACCAUCAAUGCCAGCUAUGUCAUCUAUACCUUCUAUGCCAGUGUUGCCUCCUUUACCACCUUUCUCAGCAUUACCUAAUGUGCCACUGAUGACUGAUGGGGCAGUAGAUCCCAAUGUCCUUGCACAGCAGCAGCAAGCCAUCAUCAACCAGCAAGCCAUCAUACUUGCUCAGCAAAUGACAAUGCAAGCAAUGGCCCUACAACAGCAGAUGUAUAAUUCAGUGGGUAGGCCAUACACUGGUCCAUCUUAUCACAAUGAACAUGCAUCAAUGCCCCGCUCUGGCCAAUCAAGCCCAAACAAAUCUGAAACUGGACCUACUCCACACACUCAAGUUACACCUGCCCUUGCACAGAGACCCUUCCGGCAUCAUUACGGCCAGCCCAGGACAAUCCCACAAGAAAAUGUGGUGAAGUCCACCAUCUCAAACUCAGAGUAUAUAGAACCAAGUCACAACAUCAAAGACAUCAUUAAACAGUACCAGCCUGGCAUAGUCAAACCUGUAGAUAUACCAAGAAGAGAUGCUAAAGUGUUUGUUAAGAAGCCAGACCCUCAUGAUGAAGCUAUGAUGAUCCUUAAAGACCAGAUGAAUUCACCACCUACCCAGCAGAAAAAGGCCUAUAGUCCAGGCUCUUCUGCUUCAGAUGUCGCAGAGCUUGGCAGACUACAACCAUCAAAGAGCAUAAAGAUGAAAAGACCACCUCCAGUGCCUGCUAUCAGUCAGAGGUCCCCAGCCCCAGCACCCGUAUCUCGAGAGCUUCCAGUUGAAGAGGAGACCAUUCAGACCCAGCUCCAUAGGAGGAGCAGCGAGGAGCACUACACCUACACAAACGUACCCUGGAAGAUCUACCUGAGAAAAGAGGUUUUCUAUCCCAAGGACAGCUUUAACCACCCACUGGUAUUAGAUCUCCUGUUCAAGCAGAUUGUCCACGACACAUUCUCCGAGGCUUGCAUUCGGAUCACAAAGGAGGAGAGACAGAAAAUGAAAUCCCUCUUUGCUGAGCACAGCAUUGACGAGGGUGCCACAACACAAGACGAGAAUGUGAAAAAAAAGGUUGUUAUUGCAGCAAGGGACACCUGGGAGAUCUACUUCUCUCGUCUUUUCCCAGCAUCUGGCAGUGUGGGCACUGGUGUCCAGGUACUUUCAGUGUCCCACAGGGGAAUUAAACUGCUAAAGAUGGUGAGGAGCAGCGCACUGGCUCCAGAUUACUUCCGAGUUUUAAGACCUUACAGCUACACAGAUAUCAUGUUUGUCACCAUUCCCUCUAAGAACAUGCUGGAGUUCAACCUCACCAAUGAGAAACUGAUUCUCUUCUCAGCCAAAGCUCCGCAUGUGAAGACCAUGAUUGACUACUUCAUCACAGAGCUGAAGAAGGACUCCGACUAUGUGGUUGCUGUGCGUAAUUACGUGACAGAUGACAGAACAGUGCUGAGUUUCCACAAAGGAGACAUUAUACGCUUGCAGAAAAUGGAGGGGCUGGAGGAAGGCCACUGCUAUGGUUGCAUAGUGAAAAAGAAGGUCAUGCUUCUUGAGGAGAUCAAAAGAGACACAUCUGACUUUGGCUGGAAGUUUGGAGCGGUCCAUGGUCGUGCAGGGGUAUUCCCUGUGGAGUUCGUCCAGCCAGUGGCUGCUCCAGACUUUAUCAACCUCCCUGUGGACAAGAAAGACGAGCCCAAGAAUAAACAGGGUCAUGUGGCAGCCUCUGCCGCCGUAGCCGUAGCUGUAGGUUCCACCGCUGCGGCCCAUGAGCUCGACCGCUCCAUUGAAGUGACUUCAACAGUGAGUGAUUAUACCGAGGCCCAUACAGACUACAGUCACAUAGAUAUAGAUGAGAGGAUUUUGCAGGACAGCCAAUACAACAUGGUGGAGUUUGCCAAGAAAUAUUUUCGAGAGGCCCAUAGGAAGACCAGUGAUUCACAAAGGCAAAGGUCAAAGAAGGGGAAGGAAAGCAAGGAAUUAUCAGAUAUGGUGAAAUUUUCCAAGUCUCCUAUCCAAGAGUCCUUGAUUGAGUUUACUGAUGAAAACAUGAACAAAGUUGCUGCAGACAUUUUCUUGGCUAUAAUGAAGUUCAUGGGGGACUCCCCAAUCAAAGGCCAAACUGAGCAAGACAUCAUCAGCACCAUACUAAGGCUUACUGGCGAAUAUGGUUUACUGAGAGAUGAAGCGUACUGCCAGGUCCUCAAACAGAUCACCGAAAACACCAGUUCCAAAACAGACAGUUGUCAGAGAGGCUGGAGGAUCCUGUACAUCCUUACAGCAUACUACCGAUGUUCAGAAGUACUGAAGCCCUACCUAUUGAAAUACCUUCAAGAUGCAUGUGCAGGUCCAGGGGUACAAUACCAAGGCAUCGCCAAAGCUUGCGAACAGAACUUAAGGAAGACGUUCCAAUAUGGUGGCCGCAAUAAACACCCUAACACCAUGGAACUAAAGGCGAUGAUGGCCAGCAGGAGCUCCAAACGGCAGCUAUUUCUUCUACCAGGUGGAAUUGAGCGUCAUCUAAAAAUUAAGACCUGCUCAGUUGUUCUGGAUGCCAUUGAAGAGCUAUGCUAUGAGAUGGGUCUACACAGCAUGGAGGGAAUGGAUGAAUAUGCUGUAUUUCUCGUCACAAACAGAGGUCAGAAUGUUCAGCCACUGAGCAAAAGGGAGUACAUCUUGGAUGUCACCACAGAAGCAGAGCUUAUUGAUAGCAACUACAACCUGUGGUUUAGAAGAGUGAUCUGGAAUCAGCCACUAAAAUUCGAUAGCGAGCUUGGAGUCACCAUGCAUUACAAUCAGGUUACCCCGGAUUAUUUAAAAUCACUUCUGAAUGUUGUGUCACAGGGCAGGCUUAGCGAACAGCAGCUUCAGCAGGUGUCAAAACUAGCUGCCCUGCAACAUCGCGCCAAGGACACCAUCUCUCUUCCAAGCCUCCAUGAGGUCCAAGACUGCAUCCCUGUCCCUCUGUAUGGACUACAGCCUUCCCAACAGUGGUUGAACUUGGUGACCCAAAACAUGCAGCAAGUCCAGGCACUGAGCCCCCAUCAGGCCAGAGCCCAGUUCCUGGGGCUUGUAAGUGUUUUGCCCAUGUUUGGCUCCUCAUUCUUCUAUAUACAAAGCAGCAGUAACAGUUCUAUAGACUGCCCCUGCAUACUAGCUGUCAAUCAAAAUGGCUUGAACUUUCUGAACAAAGACACACACGAGCUGAUGGUGAAGUUCCCCCUGAAAGAGGUGCAGUCUACGCGGACACAGAGGCCUGUAGCUGGCUCCAGUUACCCUUACGUAGAGAUAAUGCUGGGGGAUCUAACAUCUCAGCGCAUCACACAACUACAAGUAGAUCAGAGUCUGGAGCUGUGCCGUGUCAUCGCCAUGCACAUGGACAACAUGCUGUCCGUGCGAGAGAAGAGACUAACUCUGCCUCCCAGCGAGAUCACACUUCUUUAAUAUGCCUUCAAACAGCACAUCAAACUAUUCAUUGUCUCAUCAAAAGAGAUAGUGUUAUUCAAGCCUUUCUUUCAGAUAACGUUCAAUUCAAUUUUAUAUGUAUAGCACUUUUAACAAUGGACAUUGCCACAAAAGCAGCUUUACAGAAAUAUAUCAAUUCAGGAUAUCGAUUUUAAAUUAAUUAAUGUAUCCCCGAUGAGCAAGCCAGAGGUGACAGUGGCAAGGAAAAACUCCCUGAGAUGACACGAGGAAGCGACCUUGAGAGGCUCAGAAGGGAACACGUCCUCAUCUGGGUGACAACGAUCAGUGUGAUUAUAAACAAUUCCCUUCUAUAACUGUGUACUACAUGGUCAAAAAGUGCAGUUGUGUAACCAUUAUAGUUUUCACAUGAAGUCUAUUUUGUCGAAGUUAUCAACAUUUCAACAUGUUUUUGUUAACAUAUUACAUCAAACUGGAAUUUGACCAAAUUUAACCUCAUUAUAACAAUGUUCACAUUUACCAAAAACUAUUUCCAAGUGUCUACUCUACGGCUGAGCAGGAUUCCAUGGUUUUAAAUAUCACGACUACCUCUCAAAACAUGUUGAAGAAAUUCAUUUCAUAUGACCACAAGGACUGUGAUGUAACAUUUUCAAACUCUAAAGCGUAGCACAAUUGAAUACGAUUUUUUUUUUUUUUUUUUUUUAUAAAGUAUGCCAUUUUUCUACUGCUGAAUUGUGUUCUAAAUUAUUUGCACUUUACAAUGUGGUUAACAUGUAGAGUAAUUAAUGCAUUUGUGUGCUUUUUUAAAAAUACAAUUGAUUAAAAAAAAAAAAUCCACAGGAAUACAGCAUGAGACCAUUAUAGUGUUUAAUAUGUUUACAAGCAGGGGUAAAUGUGGGCAGGUAAAUGAACUGCGAGUGAAGCUGAGCUUCUGUAUUUUAAUUUAUCAUGGCAUAUUGGUGAUAAUACUAAUGAACGUGUAAUACAUUUUCACACUGCUUUACAGAGAAAUGCUUUUCAUUUCAAACAUGUAAACUGUGGUUUCACAAUGAAAGCAAUUAUUAACUUCUCUAUACAUUUGAUUAUUUAAAAAAUGUGUUCAUUUUCCUUGUUUAAAGGGCUCAUUGUAUCAUUUAUCUUUGCCAAAAUAGUUCAUUUAAUCGCUAAUUACAAGCUAUCAGAUUCUAAAUAAAUUUCUGCGACAUAGUAAAUUUAUAUUGAAAAUGUAAGAAUUCUGAUGCCACCAGGUUUAGAGGAAAAACGUUAUUAGAGCAGCGGGUCUCAAUGUGUGGUCCGGGGAUCCCCCAGCGAUCUAUGAUUUAAAAAAAUACUGUUACAGUGGUGGAACUCACUCAAAGUUAUUAUAUUUAUUAUUGAUUUCUUAUAUUUAUUAGCAUGUGGUAUGGUGGCUUAGUGGUUAGCACGUUGGCCUCGCACCUCUGGGGUUGUCGGGUUCCUCUGGGUACGCUGGUUUCCUCUCCAAGUCCAAAGACAUGGCAAAGGCAUUUCCAAAUUGUCUGUUUUGUGUGAAUGGGUGUGACUGGGAUUGUGCCCUACGGUGGGUUAGCACCCCAUCCCAGGAUGUCCCCUGCCUUGUGCCCGAGUUCCCUGGGAUAGGCUCCAGGCUACCCCAUGACCCUGUGUAGGAUAAGUGGUAUGGAAAAUGUAUGUAUGGAUGGAUAUUUAUUAGCCUGUUUGACUAGUCACUUGAAAAAAUGGGAUUCUUCCAAACGUCUGCGAUGGAUUUUUGUCCCAUCUAUGGUGUAUUCCCGCCUGACACCCAGUGUUCCUGGGAUAGGCUGCAGAUCCACCAUGACCCUGACCAGGAUAAAUCGGUAAAUGAAAGUGGGGGUGUGAGUUAUCCGAACCUCAAAAAUUCCAAAACAAGUAGACCUAUAAAUAAUGUCAACUUGGAUGAUGGAAAAUUCAGGAAUAAAAAGUUCUUUGCCUCCAAUAAAUAGCCAACAAAAUUCAUUGUACCACGUUUAAAUAAAGAGCGGGGCAUGGCGUAAGGGGGGAAAUACUGCUUAAUUUCAACAGCUCCUUUUUUCUUCACAGCAAAUCAAUGGUAUGAUUUUUCAUCCCAACUUUGCUGUUGCAGACAAAAAUCUCACAUCCUUAAAAUGUAUUUAUUUAUUUAUUCAUUUAUUUAUUAUUAUUAUUUUACAAUUUCAGAGUGUGAACACUGCUAUGACACUCACCUAAAAAACACCAACAGAAGGCAUGCCAACGUGCAAUACUCUA